Messenger RNA from Chaetura pelagica (chimney swift), 5713 nucleotides. RefSeq names its product plexin B2 (gene PLXNB2). Gene Ontology annotation, biological process: negative regulation of cell adhesion; regulation of cell migration; regulation of cell shape. Gene Ontology annotation, molecular function: semaphorin receptor activity; protein binding. Lineage: Eukaryota; Metazoa; Chordata; Aves; Apodiformes; Apodidae. The record is from RefSeq and is a predicted model, not a curated record. The transcript has 35 exons. Gene Ontology annotation, cellular component: semaphorin receptor complex. Bases 1 to 5523 code for a protein of 1840 amino acids.
AUGGCUUUAUGGAUCUGGACACUAAGCAUUUUGAGCUGGUUUUACAUCACCUUAUCCAGAAGUGAGGAAAUGAAAUGUUUUCAGAGUGCAAAAGAGUUAAAUCAUCUAACAGUGGAUAAUGACACUGGGAUAAUAUAUUUGGGAGUGGUAAAUGCUCUAUAUCAGCUUACAGAAAACCUGGAUGUAAUGAAGUAUGUAGAAACAGGUCCAAGUUUGGACAACAAAAAGUGCACACCUCCCAUUGAUGAAAAUCAAUGUAAAGAGGCAGUACUGACUGACAAUUAUAACAAAUUAUUGUUGCUGAACAAGGCGGAUAAAACAAUUGUGGUGUGUGGAAGUCUUUUUAAGGGAAUCUGUGCCAUCAGAGAUCUGGAAGACAUUGGAAAUGUGAAGUAUUAUGUGGACAGUAGCGGAGAAAAGUCCUUUGUAGCAAGCAACGAUGAGAAUGUAUCAACUGUGGGAUUGAUCACUUCCUUGGAGAAUGACCAAGUGAUGUUUGUCGGGAAAGGGAAUGGACCAAAUGAUAAUGGGAUAAUAAUCAGCACUCGACAGCUCUACAGUAGGGAUGGAAAAGACAUUUUUGAAAUGUAUACAGACUCGGCAGCUGUUAAGUCAGCUUAUCACUCAUCAAGCACGCAACAGUUUGUGGCAGUCUUUGAGUAUAAAAAUUAUGUUUAUUUUAUUUUUAAUCAGCAAGAGAAACAGCCCAUCAAUAACCGCACAUUGAUUGCACGACUCUGCAAAGCUGAUGCCCAUUAUUAUUCCUACUUUGAAAUGGACUUGGGUUGCAAAGAUGAUGACGGUGCCUACGACCACUGCCACUCUGCUUACGUCACUACCCCAGGAGAAGAGCUGGCCGAGAGCAUGGCUCAGCAGCAACAAACGAUGGAUGCUAUCUCUGAUGACAGAGUUCUUCUUGCACUCUUCAGCAAAGUAAACAAAGAUAAUGGCUCUCUAAAAUCUGCCAUGUGUGUCUUUUCCUUGCGGCAAAUCAACGAAAAGAUGGAAAAAAACCGAAAUGAUUGCUACACCAAAAAGAAUACCAGCUCAUUUUACAAACUUUUUUCAGCUGAAAACCCGUGUGCAUCACAUGGACUGAAUGCAAGCAAAAAUUUCCCCUGUGGCUCCGAACACUUGCCAUACCUUUUGGGAAGUAAGAAUGGUGUUAUAGAGAAGCCAGUACUGCAAAAAGAAGGGAUGAAUCUCACAGCUGUCACUGUGGCUGUGGAGAACGGACACACCGUGGCCUUUCUUGGAACAUCGGAUGGUAAAAUUCUUAAGGUGUUCCUGUCAUCCACUGCAACUGAGUACAGCUCUCUUACUAUUGAACUAAACAAACCUAUCAAGAAUGACCUGGUCCUUGACCAAACCAAAGAAAAUUUGUACGUGAUGACCACAGACAAGGUGCAUCGGCUGCCUGUGCAGGACUGCCACAAGUAUGGAGACUGUGAGAAGUGCACCCAGGCGAGGGACCCGUACUGCGGCUGGUGUGUGAGAGAGGGCAGGUGCACAAAGAAGGCAGACUGUGGAACAGCUGAUAAGGAGAACCACUGGCUGUGGAGUCCAAAUGGCACAUGUAUGACUGUAAUUAGUGCAGACCCUCUAAAUAUGAGUCGCAGAGCCCCUGCUAAGGUGGAACUGACUGUAAGUCCAUUACCAACUUUGACUGAGAGUGACAAAGUUUUGUGCACAUUUGGUGAAACAACCCAUUACGCUCAAUUAAAAGAAGGAGUUAUUGUCUGUGAUCCACCUGACAUAAUUCCUCCAACACCAAAAGGUCAAGAUCAUGUUUCGGUUCCACUUCAGUUAACCUUUGAAAAGAACAAGGUAUUUUUUGCAUCACAUACUUACCCCUUUUAUGACUGUGAAGAAGCAAUGAAUCUUUUAGAAAACCAGCCAUGCUAUUCCUGUGCAAGCAAUAGAUGGAAUUGCCAGUGGGACUGGAAAGGACAUAUCUGUGAAGAGUCCUCUUCAGUACAGGAAGUGAUUAAACAAAAUAUGGAAGAAGAAUGCCCGCAGUUUCUAAACCCUAACCCUCCAAUCAUACCUAUGGAGUACCGAACAAGGGUAUAUUUUGAGGGAAGACAUCUAGCUUAUUAUCAGGAUAAAAAAUUUGUGGUUGCAAACAGCCAAUUCGAAUUUGAAGCUCCUGUUGAUGAAUCAGAUGAAGGAAAAUUUUCAUUCCUGAGUAAAGAGUUCUCCUAUAGUGCAAAUGAGACCUUACAACUUAACUUAUCUGUGAGAACAGAUAAGGUCAAGAUUGACAGCAAACUAAUGGUGACUCUGUACAACUGCUCUUAUGGACGAAGCGACUGCAGCUUAUGCCUCGCAGCCCAUCAGGACUAUAAGUGUGUCUGGUGUGAAGAAGAGGGCAAGCCCAGCAAGUGCGUUUAUGAAAAACUCUGUCGCGCUCCUCCCACCAACACGUGUCCUCAUCCAGAAAUCACUCGCAUUGAGCCAAAAACUGGACCACUAAGUGGUGGAAUUCUUUUGACCAUAAUGGGAUCUAAUUUGGGAAUAAAAUCAGAAGAUGUAAAAAAUAUAAUGGUGGCAGACCAGGAGUGUCUUUUCAAAGAGGAAUUCUACUCUGUUUCCACAAGGAUUGUAUGUCAAGUUGGACCAAUGAAUGAACCAAAACAAGGUCAAAUUGAAGUUAACAUCAAUGGAAAAUUAGGUAAAUCACCAAGUGAAGUGUUGUUUACAUACCAGAAACCUCAUCCUUCUCAAAUCAGCCCUAAAAGUGGUCCACAGGCAGGUGGAACCACACUUACCAUCACUGGUACAAACCUGGCCACUGGUUCCAAGAAGGACGUUCGAGUUUCAGUCGGUAGCCAGCCUUGCAAUGUCACUGAAUUUGGAGAUGAGAUUGUUUGCAUUACAGGAUCUAACAGCAAGGUAGAACUUGUUCAAGUCACAAUGGACUAUGGGGGCACAGCAAUUACUGUACCACAGCAAUUUUCAUACAGUGAGAAUCCUACUGUCACCAAGUUCCUGCCAGUAAAUAGCUUCAGCAGCGGAGGGAGGAAUAUCACAGUAACUGGAACUGGUUUUCAGAUCAUCCAGAGUUUCUCCUUGGUGGUGUAUGCAGAGCAUCCAGAAGGAGGGAAAACAAAUCUCAAAAUGUUUGAAGGAGAGCUUGUUAGAAGACUCAAUGAAACCACAGUGGUUUUUUCUUCCCCACCAAUACUGGAAGACCCAGAAAACUAUAACAUUACCACUAUUAUUCUAAUGGAUCAUUAUAGUUUGGUUGUGAAAAAUGAGAGCCACUCUUUUGCCUAUGUUGCAGACCCAACAUUUGAAAACUUCACAGAUGGCAUCAAAAAACAAGUCAAUAAACUUAUUAAUGCGAAGGGCAGGCACCUGAACAAAGCCAUGACAAUAGACGAGGCCCAGGCUUUUGUGGGUGAUGAGCCUUGCAUCAUAAAAACACUAACUGAAACGGACUUAUAUUGUGAGCCACCAGAAGUACAGCCUCAACCAAAGAAACGACAGAAGAGAGAUACCAUCAAUAACCUUCCUGAAUUCAUUGUGAAAUUUGGACUCCGGGAAUGGAUCCUUGGAAGGGUGGAAUAUGAUACACGUGUGAGUGACAUCCCACUGAAUCUUAUAUUGCCACUUGUACUUAUUCCUAUGAUAGGAAUCAUCAUCAUUUCUAUCAUCUGUUACAGACGCAAGAGCCAACAAGCAGAACGAGAGUAUGAAAAAAUUAAAUCACAACUUGAAGGCCUGGAGGAGAGUGUCAGAGACCGGUGCAAGAAGGAAUUCACAGAUCUAAUGAUAGAGAUGGAGGAUCAGACAAAUGAUAUCAAUGAAGCGGGAAUUCCAGUACUGGACUACAAAACCUACACAGACAGAGUCUUCUUCUUGCCAUCCAAAGACGGAGAGAAAGAUGUGAUGAUUACAGGGAAGCUGGAUAUUCCUGAGGCCAGGCGGCAGACUGUGGAGCAGGCUUUGAACCAGUUCUCCAACCUCCUCAAUAGCAAAUCAUUUCUCAUCAAUUUUAUUCACACACUGGAAAACCAAAGGGAGUUCUCUGCUCGAGCUAAAGUCUAUUUUGCAUCUUUACUGACAGUUGCUUUACAUGGAAAACUAGAAUACUAUACAGACAUCAUGAGGACACUGUUCUUAGAACUCAUGGAGCAGUAUGUUGUGGCCAAAAAUCCAAAGCUGAUGCUAAGAAGAUCUGAAACAGUUGUUGAGAGAAUGUUGUCUAACUGGAUGUCUAUUUGUUUAUAUCAGUACCUCAAGGACAAUGCUGGGGAGCCUCUUUAUAAAUUGUUUAAAGCUAUCAAACACCAGGUAGAAAAAGGCCCAGUGGAUGCUGUACUAAAGAAGGCCAAGUAUACACUGAAUGACACAGGCUUACUGGGAGAUGAUGUAGAGUAUACACAGUUGACAGUAAAUGUGUAUGUACAAGAUGGAGGAGCUGAUUCCAUACCUGUGAAAGUGUUGAACUGUGAUACUAUAUCACAAGUAAAGGAAAAGAUAAUAGACCAAGUCUAUCGAAAUCUGCCAUGUUCUCAGUGGCCAAAAGCUGAGAGUGUAGUUCUUGAGUGGCGUCCAGGUUCUACUGCACAGAUCCUCUCAGACUUGGAUUUAACAUCCCAAAGAGAUGGCAGAUGGAAACGUAUCAACACACUAAUGCAUUAUAAUGUACGAGAUGGUGCCACACUCAUCUUAUCAAAAAUGGGAGUUUCCCAGCAGCCAGAGGAUAAUCAACAAGACGUCCCAGGGGAAAGACAUGCACUCCUGGAAGAUGAAAAUAAGGUCUGGCAUCUAGUCCGGCCAGUAGAUGAAAUAGAUGAAGGUAAAUCGAAGCGGGGCAGUGUGAAAGAAAAAGAGAGGACCAAAGCUAUUACAGAAAUCUACCUGACCAGACUUCUCUCUGUGAAGGGGACACUUCAGCAGUUUGUAGAUAACUUCUUUCAUAGUGUACUCAACUCAAACCACGUGGUUCCGCCAGCUGUGAAAUACUUCUUUGACUUCCUUGAUGAGCAAGCAGAAAAACAUGACAUCAAGGAUGAAGAUACCAUUCACAUCUGGAAAACAAACAGCCUGCCUCUUAGAUUCUGGGUAAACAUAUUGAAAAAUCCCCAUUUCAUCUUUGAUGUUCAUGUUCACGAAGUAGUCGAUGCUUCCUUGUCAGUCAUUGCACAGACUUUCAUGGAUGCUUGCACAAGAACAGAGCACAAAUUAAGCAGAGAUUCCCCAAGUAAUAAAUUACUGUACGCAAAAGAAAUCUCCAACUAUAAGAAAAUGGUGGAAGAUUACUACAAAGGCAUUCGUCAGAUGGUGCCAGUUAGUGACCAAGACAUGAAUACCCAUCUAGCAGAGAUUUCUAGGGCACAUACCGAUUCCUUAAACACACUUGUGGCUCUGCACCAACUCUACCAGUACACUAACAAAUACUAUGAUGAGAUUAUAAAUGCACUUGAAGAGGAUCCAGCUGCACAAAAAAUGCAGCUUGCCUUCCGUUUACAGCAAAUAGCAGCUGCAUUAGAGAAUAAAGUGACUGACCUUUGACUCAAAAGCCGCAAUAAAGAAAUCUGAUCUGAAGAUGUUCAAAUUCAUUCUUCCUGUUAAGGAAAUAGUGUUCUAUUUUUUAAUGUGUAAUUACAACUUUAAAUGAAAGAUUUCAUGGUUUUUUGAUAGCAGAGGUGUAAUGUAAAAAAUUUUUACUGUAAAUUAUGCUUCUAAUUAAAAGCUGUGUUGU